Gorilla gorilla gorilla (western lowland gorilla) is the source of this 3116-nucleotide messenger RNA. RefSeq names its product PWP1 homolog, endonuclein (gene PWP1). Gene Ontology annotation, cellular component: nucleus. The coding region runs from base 648 to 2153 and encodes 501 amino acids. Gene Ontology annotation, molecular function: protein binding. Gene Ontology annotation, biological process: rRNA processing. Lineage: Eukaryota; Metazoa; Chordata; Mammalia; Primates; Hominidae. The record is from RefSeq and is a predicted model, not a curated record. The transcript is spliced from 15 exons.
CAACAUAAGUAAGCCCUUUGUGUUUGCCAAGACUAAAUCACUACCGCAUACUUAGUAUAUAAUUGGUGCUAAAUGUUUUUUUCUCACUUCUUUUUUUUUUUUUUUUUGGUGCUAAAUGUUUUAAGGUGAGAAAGUAACAUUUAGGGAUGUAAUGAAAUGUAAUGGUGGGAUCUCCGUGAAACGACAAAUUCAUUUUGGAGAAAGCUUUUUAAAAAACGCAAACCACAAACCUUUGCCAUUUGUCAGCUUGAAGUCUACGGAACUGCAAGCAAAAUAAAGAUUGGUGGAACUUUGCUUCUGACUGACCCCUACAGUCCCAUAUAUUUUCUUGGCCUUUACAAAGCCCCCAGGCAUCGUCACAUGCAGUCCUGAAAAGCCUUUUCUCUGUACUUCACACAGCCCAGACCAGCCCACGUGGAUUCCUCGCCCGGCUGCUUCCGCUUCCAUUUUGUCCCCUCCUAUUUCUCAUUCGGCGCCUCAGAAUGACGUCUGAAAUGAGCGCCGACGCUGCCCAAACAGGAGCCUGCGCAUGCGCUCUGCCCUGGCAGCGGCCCCGUGCAGAGCCCUGAGCGUGUGGAAGCAGUGCGGUCGUGGUCCCUCCCUAUGCGGCCUGGUUUCUAGCGUGACACGCCCUUGACUUGAGGACCAUGAACCGCAGCCGCCAGGUGACGUGCGUGGCCUGGGUCCGCUGCGGCGUGGCCAAAGAGACACCGGACAAGGUAGAGCUGAGUAAAGAAGAAGUAAAACGCCUCAUUGCUGAGGCAAAGGAGAAAUUGCAAGAAGAAGGUGGUGGCAGUGAUGAAGAGGAGACAGGUAGUCCUUCAGAAGGUGGCAUGCAGAGUGCACGCACCCAGGCACGCCCAAGAGAGCCCCUGGAGGAUGGUGACCCAGAGGAUGACAGGACGCUUGAUGAUGAUGAGCUGGCUGAGUACGACUUAGAUAAAUAUGAUGAGGAAGGUGACCCAGAUGCUGAGACUCUUGGUGAAUCUCUCUUGGGUCUUACGGUCUACGGGAGUAAUGAUCAAGAUCCUUACGUUACUCUGAAAGAUACAGAACAAUAUGAACGUGAAGAUUUCUUGAUUAAGCCCAGUGAUAAUCUUAUAGUUUGUGGCCGAGCUGAACAGGACCAGUGCAAUUUAGAGGUGCAUGUUUAUAAUCAAGAAGAAGACUCUUUUUAUGUACACCAUGAUAUACUCUUGUCUGCAUAUCCUCUGAGUGUGGAAUGGCUGAAUUUUGAUCCUAGCCCAGAUGAUUCUACUGGAAAUUACAUUGCUGUAGGAAACAUGACCCCUGUUAUUGAAGUGUGGGACCUUGAUAUAGUGGACUCUUUAGAGCCAGUCUUCACACUUGGAAGUAAACUUUCAAAAAAGAAGAAAAAGAAAGGAAAGAAGAGUUCCUCAGCAGAAGGGCAUACCGAUGCUGUCCUUGACCUUUCGUGGAAUAAGCUAAUCAGAAAUGUUUUAGCAAGUGCAUCAGCUGACAACACUGUAAUUCUGUGGGAUAUGUCCUUGGGGAAACCAGCAGCUAGCCUCGCUGUACACACAGACAAGGUCCAAACACUGCAGUUUCAUCCAUUUGAAGCACAGACUCUGAUUUCUGGCUCAUAUGAUAAGUCAGUGGCUUUGUAUGACUGCCGAAGUCCAGAUGAAAGCCAUCGAAUGUGGCGAUUCAGUGGGCAGAUAGAGAGAGUGACUUGGAAUCACUUUUCACCUUGUCAUUUUUUGGCCAGUACAGAUGACGGCUUUGUAUAUAAUUUGGAUGCACGUUCAGAUAAGCCAAUUUUUACACUUAAUGCACACAAUGAUGAAAUCUCUGGUCUUGAUCUUAGCAGUCAAAUCAAGGGCUGUCUCGUGACUGCUUCAGCUGACAAAUACGUGAAGAUCUGGGACAUCUUAGGAGAUAGGCCAAGUCUAGUUCAUUCUAGGGACAUGAAAAUGGGAGUUCUCUUCUGUUCUUCAUGUUGCCCUGAUUUGCCAUUUAUUUAUGCCUUUGGAGGUCAAAAAGAAGGGCUUCGGGUCUGGGAUAUAAGCACAGUCUCUUCAGUAAAUGAAGCAUUUGGAAGACGAGAGAGGCUUGUUCUUGGGAGUGCAAGAAAUUCGUCUAUUAGUGGCCCUUUUGGCAGCAGGAGCUCAGAUACACCCAUGGAGUCUUAAUGAAGAUCAUCUAAUUUCCUGCUUACCUUAACUGGGAAUUGUAAAAAGUUGGCCUAAAAACGUUCCACGCGUGGCAGCAACCAUGCAGAGUGACUGAAACACAAUUCAUUUCUGACUACCUGACAUUCCUUUCUCCAACUGCGGUGGCACCACAAACAGCCGGUCUUUGUGCUUGCUCUUCAGAUGGAUGGUUUGUAAGGCCCUUGUUGCAUUUCUUAAAAAAGAGUAAUAAAAAGGAUUUUUAAAAAGUAUAAUUCCUUAAACAUACCAUCUGUCACCGUUAAUCUAGGUUUGUAAAUAGGUAGUAAUUUAUAGAAUUUUUAAAGCGUAAAAUCCUGUAAUAUUAAAAGAUGGGUAAACCUAGGCCUGGAAAGGUUGUUAUUUGGCUAAGAUUGUACAGGAGGCCACGAACAGAGGCAAGUGCCCCAGAGACUCCACUUUCAUUCCUAACUGUUCUCAAAUUAAUGCUCAUGAUUGAGUAUUUAAUACUCAUGAUUGAGUAUUCUCAGUGCAACUGGUAGAGUUUGAUAAGUAAAAGUUACAUGCCCCUGUUUUCCUAGCAUGAUAUUCACUGUUAUCAAAGACAAGAGGUAGACCAUUCAUUCAUUCUCAAAACACUGAAUGCCAUUCUGUGCCUAGUGCUAUACAAGGCAUGGGAGAUUCAGUGUGAAUAAGUCUUUGCUCUCCACCUAACAAGGGACAGUUUUAAUUAUAGAUUGUCUUCCUAUUAAGUAUGAGUUUUAGUAGGCAUUAAAAAUUAGUUUGAUAAUAUGAGACCCAACCCUAACUUGCCAGAAGAGUAAUCAGUUCAUGAACCAUUGAUAUUUCCUGUAUAUUUCAUGAAUGUGACUUCAGUCAUUCUAGUGUUAAUACUGUGGAAUGUCAUUGGUGUAGCAACGUGGGUUCACCAAAACACCUUUUUAUACAAAGGACAGAUGCGUGAAUUAAAGAGAUUAAAGGAUA